Messenger RNA from Pelagomonas calceolata, 1708 nucleotides. The record is from the annotation of a GenBank genome assembly. Lineage: Eukaryota; Pelagophyceae; Pelagomonadales; Pelagomonadaceae.
UGAAAAGACAGUAAAGACAGUCUCUACCGGUAGCAGCGAUCGAUAUCACACUCGCAUCGCUCCAGCAGAGCCUCUAGCACAACGCUCCAGCGUCGCACGAUGGGCCGCGGCAGGACUACGCGCCAGCUGCAGAAGGCCAUCAAUUACCCCGUGGGCGCCAGCGGCGACGACGACGCCGCGGCGACGGCGCCGGCCCCGAGAAGGCGCGCCGCGCCGACCGGGCGCCGUGUGCGAAAAGGCCGGCGCGACGGGACCGUAUUCAAGGCCGACAGCAGCGACGAGGACGCCCCCACGACGCCGACGGGCUCGCAAGCGCCCGGCGUCGUCUCGAUCGCGCACGUCGCUAAUGAUCAGCAGAAGAAGACGCCGGGCUUGCGCCGGAAGCGCCAAAACGCGAGGGAUGGUGAAGAGGUCGAAGAAGACGCGCCCAUGGAGGCCGUAGAAGAUGGCGAGACCGCCGAGGUCCCGCCGAACAUGCGCGAAGAAGUCGGCGGCGGCGGGCCCUUCGACAACGUGCCCCUAGAUCCGCCCGCGCCCGCGCCCGAGGUGCUCACCGACCAGCUCGGAAAACGCCUCUCGAUCAGCAAGGACGCGGGCGGCUCGGACGCGAGCAUGAGCGACGACGAAGAGGAGGAGAGCGAGGAGGAGGCGCCGAUCAUGUGCCCGAACCAAGGGUGUGGCAAGGGCCCCUUCAAGAACGCUGCGGGGCUCAGGGCGCACCAGGGCAAGUGCAAGUGCCCCGCGCCGCCGCUCGUGCCGGUCGACGACGAGGCGGCGGCGGCGUUGAAGGAAUUUGAGGAGGGCCUGGCGGCGGCCACGAACAAAGUAAACUUCGUUUUGAAGGAGCUCGGACUGUACAAAGACCUCAAUAAGAAACCUGCGAACAAGUGGGGCAACGCGAGGAAGCUCGAGGAGUUGCGCAAGCUCAUUGCAAGUGGUGCGGAAAAGUUGGAGAAGAAAGAAGGCGCUGGCAUUUCAAAGCCGGUCGUGGUGUGGUGCGCGGAUGAGGGCCUCGACGCUCAAGUGCUUUUGUGUUUGGGCGGAGUGCGGCAGGCUUCGAAGUUGGAAUCCCUUGAUUUCGCGGGGAAGGUCGAUGCGGGCGUGGACGCCAUCCGUAAAUUGAUAAAGGCCGUCGCGGACGGCACGGAGAAGCACGACAUCAUCGGGGCGCGGUGGCCGACGGAUGACGACUGGAAGGACGCCACCAUCACCAAAGUCGCCCCCAAUAAGCACGGCGGUAGCAGGCUCAUUGGCCUGGGCCAGAUCGAGCAGGAGCAGGCGGACGACCGCGCCACGCGCGCGAAGGACUUGGAGGCGAGGGCCGCGGCGGACGCGAAGCAGCACCGGGACUGGUGCCAGGUCGCCCACGCGACGCCCAACGCCGGCGCGCCCGUGUGGACGCGCCACGUCGAUAAGGCGAGCGGCCGGCCCUACUGGUACAACGCGGCGAAGGGGCGGACGACAUGGGACGACCCCUCGGCCUUCGUGGCGCGCUCGCGCGUCGAGCUCCCGGCGGACCCCGAGGAGCAGAAGCGGGCCAUUGCGGCUACGUUUGCCCGCCGGCAGCGGGGUCGCGGCUUGGGCGACUUGAUCUCGCCCGACCCUGCCGCGCGGGCGCGGGCCGUCGCGGCUACGACUGGCGAUCACACGUACGACGCUUCGUAAGCGCCGACGUGGUCUUAGAUGUGUAAGUUCAAUAACUGACAAA